AUGGAGGUGCGCGCGGUGUACGACCGCGUGUGCGCGUGCGUGGCGCGGCUCGUGGGGGGCGCGGGGCUGGACGUGUACGACGUCGACGAGGUCGUGUACGUCGGCGGCGCGGCGAGCCUGCCGGGGCUGGACGAGGCGCUCGCGCAGGGGUUCCAGGAGACGGUCGUCACGCCGUUCACCGCGGGCACCGUCGUCGGGGGCGGCGCGGGCGACCCGACGACGAUCGUCUCGCGUGGCUGUGCCCUGCAGGCGAAGCUGGUGGCGGGGCUCGCGGAGGGCACCGAGGAGGAGCGGGAGGUGAGGACGGCGUUUGCGAGCGGGAGCAAGUGGGCGCAGGCGCUGGCGACGACGAAGACGAUCGGAAUGCUGUUCCCCGAAGAAAACGCAGAGGGCGCGCUUGGGGGACAGUGGAUUCCUGCGGUGCUGAAGGACACUCCCCUUCCGUGCAGGAGAACACUCCGGUUCAAGGUGGACGUAGGCGAGGGCGGCGAGUCCAAGGUUGGAUUCGAGGUGUGGGAGGCGAAGGAGGGGGUGAAGAUUGAGAAGAUCAAGCCCCCGAAGGACGAAGACGAGGAACCGCUGGAGGACGAGGAGGAGGAAGAUGAGAUCGAGGUCAAGGAAAAGACUCUGGAGAAGGAAACGUUCCUCACGUCGAUCUCGUUCGUAGCCCAGGAGGCUGCGAAGAAAAAGGACCGCUAUGCAACGAUAGAGGUGCAGUUCCUCCUAGAUGGACGCAAUGGCGCAGGACUAGAGGUCACUAUAUGGGAGAUUGGUGCAUCCGGUAGAGGAGAAGCUGUGGUGCUUUCUGUAAAUGGAUCAUAG
Fibroporia radiculosa is the source of this 822-nucleotide messenger RNA. RefSeq lists its product as uncharacterized. The transcript has a single exon. Lineage: Eukaryota; Fungi; Basidiomycota; Agaricomycetes; Polyporales; Fibroporiaceae. The record is from RefSeq and is a predicted model, not a curated record. Bases 1 to 822 code for a protein of 273 amino acids.